Molecule: messenger RNA, 1877 nt
Organism: Pseudophryne corroboree (corroboree frog)
Lineage: Eukaryota; Metazoa; Chordata; Amphibia; Anura; Myobatrachidae
Product: mitochondrial inner membrane protease ATP23 homolog
Exons: 6
Coding region: 315-1016 (233 amino acids)
Biological process (GO): mitochondrial protein processing; mitochondrial proton-transporting ATP synthase complex assembly
Molecular function (GO): metalloendopeptidase activity
Source: RefSeq, a predicted model, not a curated record
CUGUGAUACUGCAGGCCAUCCUGUGACAUUACACACACAGACAUGCAUGACAGUAUUCCAUGUAGCACCUGCUGCACAUAGCGGGAUGUGAGUGUAGUGAGGAUGUGUACAGAGAUCAGUAAAUAAGGGGAAAAACUGUCUUUGAAGACAAUUUCUAAAAUAAAGCAACAGCUGCCGCAGCUGCGGUGACGCGGUUACCCUGCGGCAGGGUGAACUGAGGGCAGUCGGCAGUGACGUUACAAGAUGGCGCCCCGCUAUGCGGAAUCAGAUGGAAUCUGGUGAUCGCUGCAUGUGUAAAGGUGACUGGGCAAGUCAUGGAGGGACACACGCCGGCACACCGUGACCAUGGCUGCCCGUCUGUCCCGGGGGGAGAGAGGGGUGAGAGCAACACGGAGCCAUUAGCGUCCAACACAGCUGGAGCCAACUCUAGCUGCCAGAUGAUGUUGCAGAGCACCAUGGAAAUAAGUCCAUAUGCCAAGCUACUUUUAGAUGCCAUGAAACAGUCUGGUUGCACAGUUUCCAAAGACAGACACUUUUCUUGUGAAGAUUGUGAUGGAUCAGUGAGUGGAGGAUUUGAUGCAGAUACAUGUGAAAUUGUAUUGUGUCAAAACAAUAUUCACAGUCAGUCGCAUAUGAACAGAGUGGUUACACAUGAGCUGAUUCAUGCUUUUGAUCACUGUCGUGCACAUGUUGAUUGGUUUACCAAUGUUCGUCACUUAGCCUGCUCUGAGAUCAGAGCUGCCAAUCUUAGUGGAGACUGCUCACUUAGUAAUGAAAUUAGUCGGUUUAACUUCGGCCUUAAACAGCAUCAUCAGGCAUGUGUGAGAGACCGAGCCCUUCGCUCUAUAUUGGCUGUAAGACAAAUCAGUCGGGAGAGAGCAGUACAAGCUGUGGAAGACGUUUUUGAUUCCUGUUUUAAUGAUCAUGAACCAUUUGGUCGAAUCCCUCACUGUAAAAUUGAUGUAGACAUGGCAUAUAGGGAUUUUAAAAACCGGGGACGAUAUGCCAAUGUUUGAAAAACAAAAUAUUGGUUAGCCUUCAUCCAGAUUUUUCUUUAUUUUUUUACACCUUUGUAAUUGUUAAUCAACUAUGCAUAUUUUAAAGAGAUAUUCUUGUUUGUUUGCAAUACAGCAAAGCCUCCAUAUUUAUUUUGGACUCUUAGGGCGGUAUCCUAUCAGGUGCGGUGAGUUACCGCACCGUAUUAAAGGGUUUUUUAAGCCGAUAACGCUAUUGGGCUAUCCAAUUACAGACCAUUUUUAAUAUGUGGUAACUCACCCGUUAUCAGCCGACAAGACAUGGGAUCCGUGAUAACAAUGUGGACCCGUGUGUUUGUGUCCGAUAUCUGGUCUCCUGGGGCUGUUUAAUAGUGUAUUCUGCUCCUAAGGCACGCAAAGCAGAAUCCCCGAUAAGUGCCGGUUUACGGGGCUAAUUGGAUAGCCCCAGGGGAAUUUUUUAGCUGCGGUAACUUAACGCAGCUAAUAGAAUGCGGCCCUUAAGCUUUGACUUAUAGACUAUUUCUAUGUUUAUGAAUUUAUUACCUGUGAUCUAAAUAUUUUUAUAUAUUUAAGUAAUAUUUUGAUCUGAAAACUUUAUUUUAUUUUUUAUGCUUCAAUAUAUUACAUAAAUAAUAUUUGAAAUAAACUUUUUUCCCACAUUUUUCUUCUCACAUUCUAGCAUUUUUACACGUCAAGAAAAAGGAAAGCAUGUAAAAUGUAUAUAAAAGUAAUACAAUAUAAUAGCAAAUAGAAAUCUUGAAUGCUUUGGAUGCCAUAAAGUUUUAUACAAAGUACUAGCUGUUCUACCCGUUCUUCGCAUGGGAGUUUCUGAUUUUCACGGUUGUAAAUAUAAAUAAAUGUGUUCAAAAUUUGGUAAAUCUA